AUGGCAGAGGAUCAGAACCCUGUGAGACCCGCACCUACCGGCUUUCCAGUCGGUCCAGAGCCACAUCUAGCCAUGCCCGCUACCGCCCAGCCACCAAAGCACGGCAGGGCUUCUCGCGCCUGUCUGCGGUGUCGGGGACGCAAAGUCAGGUGUGAUGCCACGAGAAAGCGCGGCAAGUGCACCAACUGUUCACUCGACGGUACAAGAUGCGAGUUCGUCCGUCAAAGCCAACACACGCGUGAAUCGAGUGCAAAUCCUUCCUGGCCUCACGAUAAACAAGCCAACCUACGACAACACACAGCUGCCGUGGCCGGCCAGAGUCAGCUUCGUCACAGCCGGAACGUUGGGCCUGAACAUGUGCAGAAUGAUCUGCAGACUAUUUGGGAUGUUGCGGCUUCCGACGACAUUGCAACCCUGAUGAGCGGUCCGGAUCUGGAUAUCUUCAAUGCUUCCCAACUCGAGCAGCCUCCACUCCAGCAACCUCUAGAGAGACAAGCCGAAGACGCCGACUCCGAUCGUCAGCAAUCGCACUCACCAAGUGAUACCGUGAAUCCUCGCGACAUCUCGCACUCUCAUAAUGCCAGACUCGUCGCGAAUGACAAGCCAGAUUCAAACACUACAACUGUUCUACCCGACUUCAUUGAAGCGUUUUCAGUCAACCAUGUGGAUGACGUUGAUUACCUGCGCCGCAAAGGAGUUUUCACCUUCCCUCCGAAGCCGCUUCAAUUGGCCAUCCUGAACCAGUACGCGGAUUUUGUACACCCCCUCCUUCCGGUAAUCGAUUUGGCAGAGUUUCGCAGCAUUCUUGGUGGGAUCAUGUUUGCUGGGGUAGCGUCGGUUGACCCCGAAGUGGUGAUCCGGCAAAGCUACAUGUCGAAAUUGGCGGCAAGGGGGGCAUACUAUGAGCGAGCAAAGACACUGUUUGACAUGGACAUCGAAAAGGAUAAGACGACGAUAUGCCAGGCUUCCUUACUGCUCCUCGGGUGGGUAAAGGAGAAUAAUCCCAAAGACGCGACUUAUUGGCUUGGUAAUGCAAUUACCCAAGCUUACUUUUUGAAUCUGGACAAGGACAAACCUCAGUUGUCUACGAUUUCACAUUCUAGAAGCCGGCAUGAUCGCAACCGACGUCGAAUUUUAUGGUGGUGUGUGCUCAUGAAAGAAUGUGAUCUAUGCAUGUACACGGGACAGUACCCUCGCGUAUGGCCGUCGGCCCCUACACUGACCCUAAGCGAUUUCGGCUUCAACGACACUGACAUAAACAUGGCAGCCGACAACUCCAGCCAUGAGUCACAAGGCGAACGCUUGAAACAUGCUCUCGUAUGCGUCGAGAAGGCGAAGCUAUGCAGACACAUAUACCUCAUCCUGCAGCAUAUAUUCCACGAUGCCGUGGCCUGGGGCUGGACGGGGUCUGGAACGACUCUACCUGCCCUACGACAGUAUAUGCUUCGUGACCUCCGGCAAUGGCAUUCUGAAAUCCCAGACACUUUGCGGUGGGACACGUUGCUGGCCGGGGUCCCAUAUGGCGCUUCUCGAGGUGCUGCGUGGGCCAUGUCGGUGAUUGAAUUGAUCUACUGGGGGGCACAUUUUGUCAUCUACAAAGACAACAUGACGAGAGACGUAUAUGCACGCAUCAGAGUCCAGCAGACGACCGAACACUCACCGCAAACCGAGUGGCACUCUUUCCUCAUCAGACAGGCAGGCUACGAAACAACAGCUGUACUCGAGCAGCUUUUGAAUCACGACCUCCACGGGGCUCUACCCCCCUCGGCCCUGACCAACAUCUACCUGGCGACAUCAGCGUUGCUUCUCGAUUUCAACAACCCAGACUCGGAGAUCCGCAAGCGGAGUAUCGCUCAGGUCGACGUCUGCAUCAAGUGCUCCUUACCUCUAGCGGACCAUGGCCCAAUCUUGCGAGACGUAGUAAAUAUGUUGCAGGAUUCAAGAAAGGCUGUACUCGGUCGUUCGCUCCAGUCAUCAUCUAGCACUAGCCACUCGGCUCAAAACCCGGUCAAGCGCAACGCAAUAAUGGCCGAUGCCUUGGACGAAGACAAUGAAAAGAUGGGACAACAAAAUGCCGCCGCUGCCGCCGCCACGGCGCUUGAUCCCACCAGUGAUAGAGUGCCUGAUAUCUCGGCUAAUCCAUUUUCGACCUCUGAGUGGUACUCGGAUGGAGACCUGGGAUUUGCAGAGAACCUGCUGUCUGCCUUUGACUACUCGGGGUAUACCUGGGCGUGA
Molecule: messenger RNA, 2235 nt
Organism: Fonsecaea nubica
Lineage: Eukaryota; Fungi; Ascomycota; Eurotiomycetes; Chaetothyriales; Herpotrichiellaceae
Exons: 3
Coding region: 1-2235 (744 amino acids)
Biological process (GO): DNA-templated transcription; regulation of DNA-templated transcription
Molecular function (GO): DNA-binding transcription factor activity, RNA polymerase II-specific; zinc ion binding; DNA binding
Source: RefSeq, a predicted model, not a curated record